Messenger RNA from Melanotaenia boesemani (Boeseman's rainbowfish), 2602 nucleotides. Its product is annotated as tyrosinase-like. Gene Ontology annotation, molecular function: tyrosinase activity. Bases 98 to 1732 code for a protein of 544 amino acids. The record is from RefSeq and is a predicted model, not a curated record. NCBI's taxonomy places the organism in Eukaryota, Metazoa, Chordata, Actinopteri, Atheriniformes, Melanotaeniidae. Gene Ontology annotation, biological process: melanin biosynthetic process; pigmentation. The transcript is spliced from 5 exons.
UAAGCCAAGAAUUCAUUAGACAUUCCACUUUCACGCUGAUUUUUUUUUCUUCUGGCUAAUUAUUUUGCCCUCUCCAGUUUAAAACCUUGCUGCUGUGAUGUGGUAUUUGGUAAUCUUUGGUUUUCUGUCAUGUUUGGUUCCAACCUAUCAGCAGUUCCCCCGUCUGUGCGCAACUCAAGAAGCCCUGCGGAGCAAGGAGUGCUGCCCGCUGUGGGAGGGCGACGGCUCGGCCUGUGGGGCCAGAUCGGGAAGGGGCUCCUGUGAGGACGUGGAGGUCUCGGAUCAGCCCGAUGGCCCGCAGUACCCCUUCUCUGGGUUGGACGAUCGGGAGAAGUGGCCCCUGGUUUUCUACAAUCGGACUUGUCAGUGCGCAGGAAACUUUAUGGGUUUCAACUGUGCGGACUGUAAGUUCGGCUAUUUUGGGGGAAACUGUGACGAGAGAAGGGAGUCUCUCAGGAGGAACAUAUUUCACCUGACCAGGACCGAGAGAAACACACUAGUUUCAUACCUGAACUUGGCCAAGCAGACAAUCAGCAGGGACUAUGUUGUGGUCACAGGGACGUACAGAGAGAUGGAAAACGCCUCCAACCCGAUGUUUGCUGAUGUGUCUGUGUAUGAUAUUUUUGUAUGGAUGCAUUAUUAUGUGUCCCGGAAUGCGUUGUUAGGUGGACCGGGGAAUGUGUGGACCGACGUGGACUUUGCCCACUGGGCCCCUGCUUUUCUCCCGUGGCACCGCGUGUACUUGUUACACUGGGAACAUGAGAUCAGGAAGCUGACGGGAGACUCGACUUUCUCCAUACCGUACUGGGACUGGAGGGAUGCCCAGGAAUGCGACGUGUGCACGGACGACCUGAUGGGGGACAGGAGCGCCCAGGAUCCAAAUCUCAUCAGCCCGAGCUCAGUCUUCUCCUCUUGGAAGGUGCUGUGCUCCCAGGCUCAGGACUACAAUAACAGAGGGGUGUUAUGUGAUGCCAGCCAAGAAGGCCCUGUGCGCCGUAACCCUGGAAACCACAAUCGUAAUUUGGUAGAACGAUUACCAACCUCUGCAGAGGUGGAGUUCACGCUCAGUCUCCCCAACUAUGACAGUGGGGCAAUGGACCGCACUGCCGACAUGAGCUUCAGGAACACUCUGGAAGGAUUCGGAGACCCUCAGACCGGGUUGGGCAACAGUCCUCGUUUGGGUAUGCAUGCUGCUCUACAUGUGUUCAUGAAUGGAUCCAUGUCCUCAGUGCAGGGCUCAGCAAAUGAUCCCAUUUUUCUUCUUCACCAUGCUUUUGUUGACAGUAUUUAUGAGCAGUGGCUCAGAAGGCAUCAGCCAUCUCCAUCCCAGUAUCCAGGUUCUAAUGCUCCUAUAGGGCACAAUGGCGAUUACCACAUGGUGCCAUUUCUGCCCCUCCACAGAAAUAGAGAGUACUUUAUUUCCAGCAAAGACCUUGGAUAUGAGUACUCUUACUUGCUAGAUGCAAACCAGAGGCUUGCAGAAUCCAUGCGUCCCUUUCUGGAGGAGCUGCGGGAUGUGUGGUCCUGGCUGCUUCUUGCAGCCGUCUGUGGAGGAAUUGUGGCAAUAAUCAUAGCUGCUGCCGUCCAAACUGCAAAAAAGCGAUGCAGAGGCUUGUCUUGGCCACAAAGGAAAAAGGAGGGUAAUGAACUGUCUCUUCCAGAAAGGCAGCCACUUAUUGGGAACAAUGAAAAAGAAGAAGCCAGCCACCGUAACUACCAAUCAGCUAUAUGAGAGCACAGCCCGAGUAGCAAUAUAUGAGCUGAAUUUCUACAGAACACCACUGUGAAUUAUACAUUGUUGAUUGUCAUGAGUCUAUAUGUUAAUAUCAGCAUAUCUAAAAUGCUUAAAAGAAAUAGAAACAGAAAAAAAAGUUCAUGCAGAAAAUGUGGAAAUGGAUUAUGGUGCAUUUAAUUUUAAACAUGUUCCUGCCACAACUUGUAACCUGUUAAAUUCUGCCCAUCAGAUGAUGCAAGCCAUCAUUUCAGGAAGGGUAAGAAGUCCAGUCCAGUACAUGGCUCCAAGUCUGGAACCCUAAUUGCAUCAGGACUCCAAUAUUUUAAAUACAGGAUUAUGACAUCUGUACAAAUAUCUGCAAUCCUCAAAGUUGAUGGUGCUUAGAAUCUUCACUUACAAGGCCACACAUUUAAAUUCAUGAAGCAUUUAAUAUCACAAGAAUUCAAUGUGUCGAGCAAGUUUUCAAACUCAUAAUAAUCUUUGACAAACAGUGAACCCCAAUUUUACAAUUUAAACACAAAAGUUUUUUUUUUCCUUUAAUUAAUGAGAUCAACUGGACCCUUAAUUUCUCCUUCUGCCAUUGUCCAAGUCAAAUAAAUGUCAUACAUUCUCAACCCUAGACACAUGCUGUCUAGUGUAUCAUUUCAAUAAUACAGUACUUUGCUCAAAAUACUUAGUAUUCAGUGGGCAUUCUCAAAUAUUACAGUACAUUCUCAGUGAAACGCUAUGAUGUUUUGACAAGAAAUAAAGACAUAACUACAGUAUCUGAAAGUGGAUUUGUUCAAGUCCAUGUUGAAUAUGAGGAAUGAUGUAAAAACACGUUUGAAGCUACUGAUUUUAUCUGUAAUAAAAGGUGGAACAGCUGGA